Messenger RNA from Zasmidium cellare ATCC 36951, 435 nucleotides. RefSeq lists its product as uncharacterized. NCBI's taxonomy places the organism in Eukaryota, Fungi, Ascomycota, Dothideomycetes, Mycosphaerellales, Mycosphaerellaceae. The coding region runs from base 1 to 435 and encodes 144 amino acids. The transcript has a single exon. The record is from RefSeq and is a predicted model, not a curated record.
AUGGCCACGAAAACCCCAUAUGCGACCACAAAUGUCCACCAGCCGUCUGCGCAAGAUCUGGACAACCGAAUAAACGAUCUUACCGCCCAGCUCGCCGAAGUCAAGGCCGAACAAUACAAGCGAAGCCGUUCACAGCAAGAACUCGAUCCCAAGCAGCCAUCCGUCUACUACGACGCACAGCCCAUCGACAAUGACGACCAGAUACCGAACUAUACGACCGAGGCACCUCUUCCAAAUACCAGCAGAGAGAUUGUCUCAACGCCCUCUCAAUACCCUACAAUUCCAGAUGCACCACCGCCGCCCUAUUCUGCCAACCAGGACCGCAUCCCUCUACCAAUUGUCCUCCCCCAAACGUCCAAGAACUUCCGAGGUGCCUUCUAUAGCCCCUUCGUCCGCGCUUACGUCCCUGAAUUAGAAGCCCACGGCCUUUCAUAA